GCAAUAACCUAAAUGUGACUCAUUUAGCUAGGCCACAGAAUUGAGCAACAGAAAAUUGCAUGUAAAAAUAAGCUUGCGAGCUAGCUAGCUAGCUACGUUAGCGUCAUAGUAUAGCUAGCUAGCUAACAUAGUAAACCUGUUUUAUACUAUUGUAACGUUACAAGCUACGGUUGUAUUUUCAUUCAAUAUAUAUUUCGCCUACUCUGUCAUAAUUGUAAAAGCCGCUUAUUCUUGCCCGCGGAUAACGAUUUUAUUUUGAAUGUUUAAACAGGAAGUUUAGUUUGUCUUCGUUGACGUGAUGGAGCAACUGAGAUUUACCACCAUAUCCAGCUAGGCUACCGUUCAUUGAUUAUUCCAGCAGUUAUCCCAAAAAAACGGGAAUGUGAACGGGGCGUGUGUAGCGUUGCAGGCAGGAAAUCAGGAGGUUAUUUCGUUUAGCUAAAUAGUAAAUAUUUUUAAAUCCUCACGUUAGUUAUAAUGUUAAGAAAUAUUGUCUGGAUCAGAAGAGUUUGGCAUACAGAUGUUAACUACAUACUGGGGAGACGAAACCGUUAAUCUGGUAUAACGUUAAUGUUAGCUCAUAUUCGAACGGUAGGGCCAUUGUGUAUUUUUUAUUUUCCAUUUAACUUUAUUGAGUCUAAUAAUCUGCGGCCAAACCAUGAGCAAUAUGAUGGACAAAACGACUAACGUUAGCCGCCAACAGAGCUCGGAGAAUAACUCUGUCAGCAGUAACGAAUGGGAUAUGGCAAAUGAUGUGUUUAUGUCUGGUUACGACGACAAUCCGAUGGGGGAUAACGGUAGCGUUGCAGCGGGGGACAGGGAUCAAGAGCAGCCCAGCUCUGACAGACACCUGCCGCUGUUAUCCCAUGAUGUAAUGAUGCUGGGCUUGGCUGGGGAAGAAUAUUCGAGCUCAUAUCUGGACAUCGAUCCAAACUACACCGAAAGUGACGGAAAUUCCACAACCAAGAAGCGCAUACGGUCAAAUAGCUCCAGGCACCGCGGUGAGAUCGUUACUGAGCUGGGGCCAGAGGAGGUGCGGUGGUUUUACAAAGAGGACAAGCGGACGUGGAAACCCUUCGUUGGACAUGACUCCUUAAAAAUCGAGAUCGCCUAUCAGAGAUUCAGUAAGCAGAACCCUGACAAGGUCAAACGCCCCGUCAAUCCAGUCGAGGCUGAAGAACAGGAGGUCCAGACGGAGAGCGGAGCCGAGGACAGUGCAGAGUCGGCGGUGCAGCAUAGCGGAGGUCAGCGGCACUUGUCAGAAGAGAUGAGGGAUCCGGAAGACAUCAGCGUGGAGGCAGUGUGUGUCAGAGGGGGUCUCUAUGAAGUCGAUAUCAGGGAGAAGGAAUGCUACCCCGUUUACUGGAACCAGCAAGACCGUAUUCCUGUGAUGAGGGGUCAGUGGUUCAUUGAUGGAACGUGGCUUCCGCUGGAGGAGGACGAGAGUGACCUCAUCGAGAUGGAGAACCUUGCCCACUUCAGAGGGCAACGGAUGAGGGACACCUACGAGAUGGAGGUGGUGACCACCACAGUGGACUGCAAGGAUGCCAUCCACAGUCUGAAGCUGAGCAAGAGUCAUGUGGACUGGCACAGUGUGGAUGAGGUGUACCUGUACAGCGACGCCACAACCUCCAAGAUCGCCCGUACGGUCACUCAGAAACUAGGCUUCUCUAAAGCCUCCAGCAGUGGGACACGUCUACAUCGGGGAUAUGUGGAAGAGGCAGCACCUGAGGACAGCCCACCUGAAACCACACACAUCGUCUUCGUGGUGCAUGGCAUUGGUCAGAAGAUGGACCAGGGCCGCAUUAUCAGGAACACCAGCAUGAUGAGAGAUGCUGCCAGAAAAAUGGAGGAGAAGCACUUCUCUGAUCGUACCACAGAGCAUGUAGAGUUUCUUCCUGUUGAGUGGAGGGCAAAACUGGCUUUGGAUGGAGACACAGUGGACUCCAUCACCCCAGACAAGGUGCGAGGUCUCAGAGACAUGUUGAACAGCAGUGCCAUGGACAUCAUGUAUUACACCAGCCCUCUGUACAGAGAUGAGAUAACCAGGGGUUUGACUCUGGAGCUGAAUCGUCUGUACUCACUCUUCUGCUCGCGAAAUCCUGACUUUGAGAAAAAUGGGAAGGUGUCCAUAGUAUCGCACUCACUGGGCUGCGUCAUCACUUAUGACAUCAUGACGGGCUGGGACCCUAUGCACUUUUACCAUCAAGAAGCGGCAGUUCCUGAGGAGACAAUGGUCUGCUGGCCGAGUGAUGAGGAACACUACCUUCAGGAGCAGCUAAGACUCACACGCCUCAGGUUGAGGGACUUGGAGGAUCAAUUCCAGCGUCUGCAGACCUCGUCUUGUUCAGUGCCAGCCUUGAAGUUCAAGGUAGAAAAUUUCUUCUGUAUGGGCUCUCCUCUGGCUGUUUUCUUGGCAUUGCGAGGAAUCCGGCCUGGAAAUAAUGGUGUGCACGAUCACAUCCUCCCCACGACUAUCUGCAAACGCCUCUUCAACAUCUUUCAUCCCACAGACCCUGUGGCAUACAGAUUGGAGCCUCUUAUCUUAAAGCACUACAGUAACAUUGCACCUGUUCAAAUCCACUGGUACAACACUACCAGCCCAACACAGUACGCUCGGAUCCGGCCCACACUGCUUAAUCCCCCAAAGGAAACGACAUCUGUCUCAGACUCAGAGAGCAUCCCAAGCCCCUGCACUUCCCCGCCCCAGGCCAGACGCCACUAUGGAGAGUCCAUCACCAACCUCGGCAAGGCCAGCAUCAUGGGUGAGCAUGCAGGGAGGGUAAUGGCUGCAUGAACGGUAGAUGCAGUA
Molecule: messenger RNA, 2812 nt
Organism: Etheostoma cragini (Arkansas darter)
Lineage: Eukaryota; Metazoa; Chordata; Actinopteri; Perciformes; Percidae
Gene: ddhd1b
Product: DDHD domain containing 1b
Exons: 11
Coding region: 659-2797 (712 amino acids)
Cellular component (GO): cytoplasm
Molecular function (GO): metal ion binding; glycerophospholipase activity
Source: RefSeq, a predicted model, not a curated record